Messenger RNA from Thelazia callipaeda (thelaziosis nematode), 1473 nucleotides. NCBI's taxonomy places the organism in Eukaryota, Metazoa, Nematoda, Chromadorea, Rhabditida, Thelaziidae. The record is from the annotation of a GenBank genome assembly.
AUGAGAAAUGAAGAAGAAACAACGGAAAAUAUCCUUGCUACUUCUCACAAUAUUAAUAAUAAUAAUAAUCGUAGUAAUAAUCACCUUCACUACAAAUCGUCGACACCUGCUGUUGAUUAUUCAAGUUUAGACGCAUUUCUAGACGGAUCACUUUUAGAACAAGGCGGCAAUAUGUCUCGAACUACUAAAGAAUGGCGAUCAUCAUUUUCAACAGUGCGGGAUCGUUUUGGUAAUCAAUCGUCAAUGUCAUCUAAUCAGAAUGCGUUGAAUAACCAUUAUUUUACCACUAAUGGUUCAGUAAGAAUGUCACCCAAAAGGGAACUAGUCAAGUCUGCUAGUCAAGGAAGUCUCAUUACAGAUAAGCCGACCGAAAAACAGCGCUCACUGCUUGCAAAUGCUGUUGAACACAGAAGAGCCGCUGAAGCACCCGAUUUAAGACGUCCUACAUCACGUCGAGAUUUAGGAGAUUUUUGGACGGAAACUAUAGAAAAUCGUUCAGUAGUGCCACGUGCCCUUUCACCUUUGACUGCAGCACAACGAAUGGAGAUGCUACAUGAAACGAUAAAUGAAUGUGAUACAAGUGGAUCAGGUCGCCGUCGCCUUUCUGCUGCAAGUCUAGCGACACGUAAAGCAAAUUUCCUUAAAGAAGCUGUAAAAGGAACAACUUCACUGAUGGAUCGCGUUAUUAGCGGUAGAUCAACACCAAUUACUUCGAUAGUCAACUCAAAUCAACCUCCAAACACAUACGAGAAAAAAGAAUCGAGGUUGAUCAUUCAAGGUGGCAAUAAUUUGCUCGUGAAUAAACCUGAUUUCGCCGCUCUAGACAGCGCUGUAGCAGAGCUCAACGGUGGCCAAUAUACAAAUACUCGUCGUAGUGGAUGUGCACAAUUUCCUACAAAUGACCUGUCAUUGUUCGGGAAUAACGAAGCGCAAGUCUCAUCAAUGAGCAGUAUUGUUGCGUUUCAUAGUCCAAGUCCUGAAGCUCUAAGUGAUACAAGCUCAAACAGUGGUGCCCCUAGUGGAUUACCGCACCCAAAACCAAAACACAAUAUUCGUGAGCAAUUAAUCCAAGCUGGAUUGGAACCACGUGGAACCGCUAUAUAUGUGAACCGCAGUGGUGUUCGUUUUGGAAGCAGCCCAAACUUCCCGGUACCUUCCAGUAAUAACGUUGCAUCGAGAAUUUCAGAAUUUGAAAAAAAACCAGGAGCACCGAAUUUGUUACAAAUUGCAUGCGCAUUAAAUAGCAGCGAGCGUCAGAAAAUUGAUGUUUCUCCAAUCAGAUCACCGUUAGGCCCCAUGUCUCCACGAUCAUCUGUGUACCGCACAAAGCCAGUAAUUCACGCAGACAUGACUGGUACCUCGCAACGUGGAAUUACUCUAUCGAUCAACUCAGAAUCUGUUUUUCAGUUUCCACCAUUCAGUCAAUCUGUCGAAACUAAGAAUAGACAUGAAGUUCGGACUUUAAAUGUCUAA